ACGAAUCUUCUCAUUUUCAAGGGGGAUAAACCUCGUUUCCUGAGCGGCUUUGGAGAAGGAGAUAGAGUGAUAGUAAAAGACAGAAAAUAAUUUUUUCAGUUUUACUGCUGUUGCUAGAUUUUGAUUUAAGAGAGUGAGUGCUUAUCUCUGUGGCAUAGAUAUGAAGAAGUCUAGUAACCUUCUGAUGUAUUCAAGUAACUCGUCGGCUCUAGUCCCCACACCCAAGGUGUUUGGUAAAAACAGGAUUUAGUGAAGUAGUCAAAUUUCACGUUACUUUCUAUAACUGCUAGACCAUAUGCUUGUGACGCCCAGGCCUAUCAAAGAAAUUUUAAGGUGUUUAGGUCUCAUCUUGAAAUUGCAAUCUCGAAAUCCUGCUGUUUCAUUAGACUGGUUGAAUACAGCAUAAAUCAUAGACUCCAUAAUUCGCCCGGAAAAUAUUAUCAAAGUUGUUUAAGCACCAUCGACGGAUUUUCUUUGCCUGUGAAUACCACAUUUUGGCGCUUUUGGGAGGAGUUGUAUUUAGUCACUAUAGGCCUAGAGGAAGCAGGACGAAGUUGCUGUGUAGUAGGUUUGGAGUGUAAUACAAAAUCUUAAGAGUUAAGAUCCUCCUGAAAAACUGAACACCCAAUCUCCAUAGCAUAAAGAAUAACAAUAAAUUAUUGUAGGCUUUGCGUUUGGCUGUACUCUCUGUCAUCUUUCUGCAUGCUUUGCUGCAGAGUACGCAACCUCUUCUUUCCGAAGUGACUACAUCAAUAGUAGAAUUACAUAUACAUUUUCCUCGGCACCAAAACCAUAAUUGAUAUAGUAGCAUAAAGAUUAGUACAAAAUCAAAAAGUUGCAACAGAACUGAACAGCUUCUCGUAUGUUUUUCCCAUCCUAGAAGAAGUAUUAAGGCCAAAGUCUAUCGUUUGAAUCAAUUUGAUUGAAGAUUGUAUGUAACCGUAACUUCAUUCAUCUAGAUCUAGAAGUAAGUGACUACUUUACAGAAAAAAGCUACUUGGUAAAUAAGUGAGGUCUUCAAGAUGGACUUGUCCAAGUGGAAUAUGGAAUCGUUCGGCGACGGGCACCCUUUCGGUGACCCCGGGUGGUAUCAAGGACAGUACAGUCCCUACUACAAUGAGUCGCACAAGCAGUUGCGCAAAUUCGUUAGGGACAUGUGCGAAGAGCAUGUCAUACCAAACGCCAACGAAUGGGACGAGGCAAAGUCGAUACCAAAAGAAGUGUACUAACAAUGCGCUAGUAAGUAACUAACGAGCCAAUCUUUUGGUCUUGAACAUCUAGAAAAUCUGAUAUUCCUUGUUGUUUUCAUGGGGACAUUAUGAUCAUGAAAAUACUUAUGUAUUGACCAACAGAAGACGUACUAUUUCGGUAGAAGGAACUGUUAGAAAUAUUUUUGAAGUAAGGAAAAUAGUGCUUGAGUUUGACGGAGCUAACUGUCAAACACACACAAGAAAACAAAUCCACUUCUACUUCAGACGAUUGUUGUUUGGCAAGAGUGGCAUGAAUUGCCUGAUGAUGGGACAUCCGUUUCCGGUCGAUUAUCUGCCGCAGAAGGGUAAGGAGUUGCCGGAGUUUCUGCAGAACGUCAAGCUUGACGGCUUCCAUGAGAUGAUUCUAAACGAUGAGUAUGCGCGAUGUGGUAGUGGAGGCGUCCUGUGGGGGAUGGCAGGUGGGCUCGCGAUUGGUUUGCCGCCAGUAAAUCACUUCGGAUCGGAGGAACUAAAAAGGCGAAUUCUUCCCGAGGUCCUGGGUGGCGAAAAAGUCAUCUGUCUCGCGAUUACGGAACCGACAGCCGGUACCACGAGAUUUAAUUGAGUUAUUGCUGUACUCCAAAGAUGACGAUCUUAAUAUUAUACCAUGAAAAAAAAUACGAGUACUAGUGAGUGUGAACAAAUUAUGAAAAAUUGUCUUGUCUGAUGCUGGGUAGGAAGAUGCACAUGUGCUUGUCGUUUUAAGUCUUCGCUUUCGCGCACUACUUCGCCGAUAUUCUGAAUCUCAGGCUCCGACGUUGCGCAGAUUCGGUGCAAAGCUGUUCGUGAGGGCGACUACUAUAUCGUUACUGGUGAAAAGAAAUGGAUCACUAACGGCGUAAUUGCGGAUUACUUUACCACGGCAGUACGAACCGGACCUUCGGGUGCUGGGGGGAUUUCACUACUGCUCAUCGAGCGCGGUCCGGGAGUAAAAACAAGACAGAUGGACUGCAGCGGCGUCUGGUGCAGUGGAACGAGCUAUGUCACCUUCGACCAAGUCAAGGUUCCAGUGAACAAUAUUCUCGGCAAAGAGAACAAAGGAUUCAAGUACUGCGCUUCUUUGACAGUCAUAUAGCUUUUUUCUUAGAUGAUUCUGCACUCGCGCUUUCUUUUUAUCCAUCCUCGGUGACAACGAAAACCUGGAGAAUACGUAGUAACUAGUUUUUUUCCACGACUGGCUACACUGCUACUACUACCACACACCAACCAGGUAUAUCAUGAGCAAUUUCAAUCACGAGCGCAUGAGCAUCUGCUACAUGACGAACCGAUUUGCACGGGUUUGCCUAGAGGAGAGCGUGAAAUUCGCGAACAAGCGCAAGACGUUCGGAAAGAAGCUGGUUGAUCACCCAGUGAUUCGGUGGAAGCUCGCUGAGAUGGCGCGAAUGAUUGAAUCCAACCAAGCUCUCCUGGAAAGUCUCUGCUAUAACCUCGAGCGCAUGGAGAAGCAGGAAGCAAAUCUCAAAUUAGGCGGAACAACGGCACUUGCAAAGGUACAACACCAACAUUGAAAACCAAAAUGUUGUUUAGGGAGUGCCUAAAUCUAAAUCUAACACGGGCACAUACAUAUACUUAGUGCGUUUAGGAUGAUUCCGAUUCCGAAAAUGGAUAAAUACUCUUUUUUUACUGAUAGGUCCAAUGCACGAAAACGAUGGAGUUUUGUGCGCGUGAGGCUGCGCAGGUUUUUGGGGGGCUCAGCUACACGAGGGGCGGACAGGGCGAGAAAGUCGAGCGGCUCAACCGUGAGGUCCGGGCGAUGGCAGUGCCAGGAGGCAGUGAGGAGAUUAUGCUCGAUCUCGGUAUUCGACAGAGUGCAAAGGUCGCUGCGCUUGCACGCAAGAUGGCGUCAGCGCAGGAAAACGCAAAGUUGUAG
Messenger RNA from Amoebophrya sp. A25, 3120 nucleotides. NCBI's taxonomy places the organism in Eukaryota, Dinophyceae, Syndiniales, Amoebophryaceae. The record is from the annotation of a GenBank genome assembly.